AUGUAUAAAAAGGAGGAAAAGAUAGGGAGGAUAAUUACAAACUCUUUCUUUUUCUACAUUUCUUUUUCCUUCUUUGCUUCUUCACAUUCUUCUUCCUUUCUUUUUUUUUGUGCUUUAAACCUGCUCCUAUUUCCUUCUUUUUUUUAUUUUUCGUUUCUUUUACUUUGUUUUCGUCUUCAGUUUCUUCUUCGUUUCUUUUUCUGUGCUUUCCUCCUCCUCUUCUGCUUCGUUCUUUUUUUGUUUUUGUAUGCUUCUUCAUUUUCUAUGUCUUCGUCUGUUUUUUCUGUGCUUUCCUUCUCUUCUUCUUCUUUCCCUUCUCCUGUUCCUUUCUUCAAUUUAUUCGUCUUUAUUUCUCUUUAUAUACUUGCAUACUCCACCUCCCCACAUCUUUUCCUCCUUGGUGUCUUUUUUUUUUCAUUUUGGUGUUCAUGUCUUUUUCUAUGCUUUCCUCUUUUUCGUUUUCUUUCGGGUUGUCUCCUCUUUUUCCAGUUUUCUUUUCCUUUUAUUUUUUCUUCCUUUUCGAUUUCUUCAUUCCAUUUUCUAAAAUUUUCCUUUAAUUCUGAUUUGUUUCUUCUUCUUCUUUUUCUUCUUCUUCUUCUUCAUCUUCUUCUUCUUCUUCUUCUUCACAUUUUAUUUAUUUUCAUUUAUCUUUCUCUCAGUUUUCUACGUAAUGCCUUUCCUUUUAAUUUUCUCCUUCUCUUCUUUAUUUCCAUCUUCAUUUUUAUUCACUCGUUUUCUUUUUCUUCGCGGAUUUCUUUUUAUUGA
This is a messenger RNA of Acanthosepion pharaonis, 765 nucleotides long. The record is from the annotation of a GenBank genome assembly. Lineage: Eukaryota; Metazoa; Mollusca; Cephalopoda; Sepiida; Sepiidae.